CUAUUUUUCGUUUAUAUACUGGUUUGAUCGACUAAUUGCUUAAAGUUAUCGUGUCAAGUAUUUGCUUUACAUAAUAUGUAAUCAUCUAUUUAAUGAUAACUUGUAAGAAUUAUUUUUAUCGGUGUAUUAUAGAUAGUUGUAAUUUGUCUAGUUGUCGGAUAACCUAUUAUUUGACCAGACAAAGUUGAUGUUCAAAUAAAACAAUGGGAUUAACAAAGCAGUAUCUUCGUUACGCUGCUGGUGAAGUAUUCGGUGUGAUAGCUGGAAAUAAGUCUAACAUCAUCUUUCUACAUAUCGUUGGAAACCAUGGUAAAUACUGCGCAACAGGAGCAUGUGAAGAUGUUAUUGUUUGGGAUAUACGCACUGGAGAUAAGUAUUUUACCCUGAAAGGUGAAAAGCAUGAAGUGACAAAACUAGCAGGAUCUCCAGACAAACAACAUCUGGCUGUAGGAUACAGUGACGGAAAAGUUUGCGUGUUCAACUUACAGAACGGAGAGAAAACGAUAACAUUCAGUGGGCACAAGUCAGCAGUAACUGCGCUACAUUAUGAUCAUCAGGGACUUAGAUUAGUGUCAGGUGGAAAGGACACAGAUGUAAUUGUGUGGGACAUUGUCAAUGAAUGUGGUUUGUACAGAAUGAAAGGACAUAAAGGUGCUGUAACCCAGGCCAUAUUCCUGAAAGACAGAAAUAUUCUUGUUACCAGUUCCAAAGAUACGUUUGUGAAGUUCUGGGAUCUUGAUACACAACAUUGCUUCAAAACAUUGGUGGAACAUAGAAGUGAGGUGUAUGAUUUUGUCUUGUUGAGGGAUGAUACUAGACUUGUGACUGGGUCGGCUGACAGUGAACUUCGAGUCUGGGAUCUAACAUAUACCGACCAAAUGGACGCUGAUCUAACAGAACCUAUGGCAAAGAAAUCGAGGAUGGAUACUGAAGAUGGUGAUGGUACUGAGGAGGAAGAACUGAAUCUUAUAGAGUGUAAGAAACAGGGAUCUGUGAUGAGAUCAGGGAGAGAUAGACUGAUAUCCAUGGCAACUGAUCUACAACAAACUACAUUGAUAUGUCAUGGGAACGAUAGAAUGUUAGAAGUCUUCAAACUGCCAGGUGCAGAUGAGCUGAAGAAAAAACUUGCAAAACGACAUAAAAAGGAGAAGAAAAAGGCUGGGGAGUCAGCAGACGACACCAGUAUCAGUGUGGAGCUGAAGCUUGAAGAUGAGAUCAGCAAGGUCACUGCAGUUAAAAUGGCAUCAAAAAUAUCAUCAGCAGAUCUCAUACACAGUGGCAAAAAUACAGUAAAGGUGCUAACCCUAUUUAACAACAAUACAUUUGGAUUCUGUACAGUAGAUACCAAUGAUCAGAAAAAUCCUGCCACCGGUAUGGGCUUGAUCAGUCACUAUGGACACCAGAGUGAUGUGAGAACUAUAAGUUUUAGUUCUGACAAUACAGCAUUAAUGUCAGCAAGUGCCGAAUCUGUCAAAGUCUGGAAUAGGUCGUCAUUACAGUGUAUCAGGACUAUGCCGUGUGACUAUGCACUGUGUUCUAUGUUUGCUCCAGGUGACAGACAUAUAAUUCUCGGUACCAAGAGUGGUAAGCUGCAGAUAUUUGAUAUAGGAAGUGGAUCAAUGCUGGAACAAGUGGAGGCACAUUCAGGCUCUCUCUGGUCUAUCUGCAUGUCUCCUGAUAAGAGAGGUAUAGUCUCUGGAGGUGCAGACAAGUUGGUCAAAUUCUGGAACUUUGAACUGGUUGCAGAUGAACAGAAUCCAGAGAGUAGCAAACAGUUGACAUUGCAGCAUGUACGUACCUUACAGAUGGAUGAAGAUGUUUUAUGUGUAAAGUGUAGUCCAGACCAGAGACUUCUUGCAGUCUCAUUAUUAGAUAGUACUGUCAAGGUUUUCUUCAUGGAUACAUUAAAGUUUUUCCUGUCACUGUAUGGCCACAAGCUGCCUGUCUUGUGUAUGGAUAUUUCGGCUGACAGUACACUACUUGUUUCCGGCUCGGCUGACAGAAAUGUUAAGAUCUGGGGUUUAGACUUUGGUGACUGCCACAAAUCCAUCUUUGCUCAUGAUGACAGUAUAAUGUGUAUACAGUUUAUUGCUAAAACCCACAUGUUCUUCACUGGUGGUAAAGACAGGAAGAUUAAACAAUGGGAUGCUGACAACUUCGAGCAUAUAGUCACAUUAGAGAGUCACCAUGCAGAGGUCUGGUGUUUGAGUGUCAGCCCAAGUGGUAAUAUUCUUGCCACAGGAUCACACGAUAAGUCUCUCAGACUCUGGCAGAAAACACAUGAGCCCUUGGUACUUCAGGAAGAACGAGAAAUGGAGAGGGAAAAAGAGUUUGAGGAUUCUGUUGGCCAGGGAGGAGAAGCUGUGGUACCAGGAGAGACGAACACAGAGACAGGUUUAGCUGGGAAGAAGUCUGUGGAAACUGUUAAAGCUGCUGAAAGGAUUAUGGAAGCUAUAGAACUAUAUAGGGAAGAAAAGUACAAAUGGUCUAUUUAUAGAUUGGAAUGCCAGCAGUCAAAGAAACAGAAACGAGAACCAGAACCCCAUCCACUAAUGGUUGCCUUCAGUGUGAACACACCUGAAAAAUAUGUGCAAACAGUAAUUAAAAAAGUCAAAUCCAGUGAGUUAGAAGAAGCACUGUUAGUACUACCGUUCCAGUAUGUGAUAGACUUACUGAAACUGCUAGAUGAGUUCAUCACUAAUGGUUGGGAUAUUGAACUGAAUUGUAGAUGCCUGUUCUUUCUACUUAGAGUACAUCAUGGUCAGAUAACAGCGUGCCAAGAAUUACUGCCAGUGGUUGAUAGAUUACGAAAGAUUACUGUAGAGAAACUGACUACUCUUAGGGACCGUGUGGGAUUCAACCUGACAGGACUUCAGUUUCUUCAGCGUGACAUUGAACAAUCCGAGGAAACAAUGUUUUUCAUGGAUGCAACAGAUAGAUUUAAAGAAAAGAAGAAGAAAAAGAAGAAAAAGGCUAUACUGACAAUUAAAACUUAAUGUAUCAAAAUGUUUAACAAUAAAGCUAAAAUGCAA
Messenger RNA from Mercenaria mercenaria, 3032 nucleotides. Its product is annotated as WD repeat-containing protein 3-like. Gene Ontology annotation, molecular function: protein binding; snoRNA binding. Gene Ontology annotation, cellular component: small-subunit processome; Pwp2p-containing subcomplex of 90S preribosome. The coding region runs from base 204 to 2996 and encodes 930 amino acids. Gene Ontology annotation, biological process: maturation of SSU-rRNA. The transcript is spliced from 25 exons. The record is from RefSeq and is a predicted model, not a curated record. Lineage: Eukaryota; Metazoa; Mollusca; Bivalvia; Venerida; Veneridae.